Molecule: messenger RNA, 699 nt
Organism: Drosophila teissieri
Lineage: Eukaryota; Metazoa; Arthropoda; Insecta; Diptera; Drosophilidae
Product: immunoglobulin domain-containing protein oig-4
Exons: 2
Coding region: 89-577 (162 amino acids)
Biological process (GO): cell adhesion; axon guidance
Cellular component (GO): plasma membrane
Molecular function (GO): protein binding
Source: RefSeq, a predicted model, not a curated record
UUCGCACAGCAACGCCACCAGCAGCAGGCAAAUAUAGCGAUAGUGAUAGUGAUCUCCGCCAGCAACAUAUCCAUCAUCCGGGAGAGUCAUGCAGGUUAAGUGCCUCAUCGUCUGCCUCGCUUUGGGGCUAUUGAUGCUGGCCACGCCCAUUUGCGAGGCGCGCCGUGGGCGUGGCCGUGGACGCACCAAGUCCAGGGUGCAGAUCGGACUGCCAAUUACCGGAAAGUAUCGCGAUCCGGAGUCCGAUCAGUACUACAACAACAAUAAUGGCGCCAAAAUCCUGCAAGCCUCGCACUUUGAUCUUGAGUACGUGCUGGGCCACAAGAUCGCCUUUCUGUGCGUGGCCAAGGGUAAUCCCCGACCGCACAUCACCUGGUACAAGGAUGGGGCGGAGAUCUACCAGCACCUCUACAUGCACGUCCACGAAUGGCGCAUCGGCGACGACAAGGUCAAGUCGAAGAUCGAGAUUGACCCGGCCACGCAGAUGGACGCUGGACUCUAUGAGUGCACCGCCGACAACAUGUACUCCAUCGAUCGGCGCAGCUUUAAGACGGAUUUCUCCAUUGCCUUCGACUGAUCACAGCCAGCCAUUAUCACUUCAAUUUUGUUGCACUUGGCAAAACAUAACAAAUAAAUUUGAAGUGAAUCUGAAGCAUUUUUUUGUAGAAUCUAUCAGCUUUACAUGAAGUUAGUCUAUAU